Molecule: messenger RNA, 375 nt
Organism: Staurois parvus
Lineage: Eukaryota; Metazoa; Chordata; Amphibia; Anura; Ranidae
Source: the annotation of a GenBank genome assembly
AUGGCGGUUCCGGUGUCUCCCGGACGGGAUGUGUUCGCGGAGGGUUUGUUGGAGCUCCUGAAGCCGGCCGUACAACAGCUGGACUGCCAUGUACACGCCGUGCGGGAGAGUCAGGUGGAUCUCCGGGAGCACAUUGACAGCCUGGCGUCCGAACUCUGCAAGAUCAACGAGGACCAGAAGGUGGCGCUGGACCUGGACCCCUACGUGAAGAAGCUGCUGAACGCCCGGCGCAGGGUCGUCCUGGUGAACAACAUCCUGCAGAACGCACAGGAGCGUCUGAGGCGCCUGAACCACAGCGUGGCCAAAGAGACGGCACGGAGGAGGGCCAUGCUGGAGACGGGAGCGCACCAUUCCCCGACCUCCCCCAACAAGUGA